CAGCUGCUCAGUGUGUGAAGAGACAGGGAGAAGUAGCAGGGAGGCAGGUCACUGUGGUCGACACUCCAGGAUGGUGAAGUUUUAUCCUGUAGAGAGGACUGUCCCUGUGGGGUCUGGUGAGAUGGUGCAUACCCUUCCUCACCACCAGGGGGCAGAUGCUGCCCUUCAAGUUCAAGUCUUUUAUUUAUCAGGUGAACAGAACAACACAAGGCACCCAGCGCUUCAUUCUCAACCUGGUUGUUCUACCACAUAACGUUCCACUCCAAGAGGUGGGGAGGAUGCAGGGAGAGGGCUCCUACAGAGCUGUGUGUUCAGACUGCACACUCUCUCGUGGAAAAGUCUACAGUCUCUGCUGUGAUGUGGUGGAGGGAGAUAUGAUCCAACCUAAGGUCAACUCACCUAUUAUAUAGUAAUGUUGUUGUCAAAUGAUGCCACGUUAGGUUCGAAACCUUUAUAUUAUCUGAGUUCAUUUCUUACUAAUUUGGUUCUGUUAUAUAUUAUAAUCUCAUUAUCCAUUGCUGGUUCGUGAAAAAUGACGUUGUGUCCUUGGGGUAGGUACUUCAUCCUACUUAUCUCGGGGGGGAAUGUCCCUGUACUUACUGACUUAAGUCACUGGAUAAGAACUUCUGCUAAAUGACUAAAUGUAAAUGUGUUCCAGCAUUUUGAGUUCUACUGGAUGUUGUUAAUGAGCUACUAAAAUAAAGGUUUAGAAAGGGAGAACUUGCAUACCAUUCUUUAAAGCGACAUUAACAUAAGUGAGCAACACAGUUUUAUUUAGUACAACUACAUUACCCAUGAAAGACGUACUGCAGCCACGGUAGUGAUACGUCAGAUUCAACGCGCCAAAUCUGAGCAUUUCUGGUGUCAACAACCAGAACAACACCCCGGGUAAGAAAGUUUGUCUGUUUUAGUGGGGGCUUGAAAUACAUUUACACAACAGUCAAGGAAAAUAUGUUUGCAUCUAACACAACUAAAUUAAAAGCUCACAAUCAAUUGCUUCCUCAAACUCUUCCGUAACUACCUAGCCUACUGUAGGUAUGUCUAAGCACAGACGCAGGAUAGUAUUGUAGUUAGCACUAGCUAGUUAGGUCACUUGUUAGCAUGCUAGCUAGAUGUGUAGCUACUAAUUUCACGUAAGUGACUGACACAAGUAUACACUAGUUUGAUAGUUAACUGGCUAUUGUUGUGGCAGAUUAGCCACUUCACUAUACAUCGUUAUCACAGAUUCAUAUUCCCACGUGUUUUACACUGGCGUUUUAAACUUUAAAAUACAGCAUAGGAACAGCCAUGGACCUCAGCGACUAUGAGGCAGAUAACUCGGUCAGCUGUCGCCUGGCCUCGGCCAUACCUGACGUGUGUAAGACUGAAGACUGCUGCCUGGGCAUCGAUGAAGCGGGCAGGGGUCCAGUGUUGGGCCCCAUGGUCUACGGCAUCUGCUUCUGCCCAGUCUCCAAGAAGGAGGACCUGAAGGACUUGAAAGUAGCCGACUCGAAGACGUUGACAGAAGCAGAGAGAGAGCACCUCUUCAGUAAGGUGGACGAGUCCAAAAGUUUCGUGGGCUGGGCUCUACAAAUCCUCUCGGCCAACACGAUUUCCAACAGCAUGCUGCAGAGGGCAAAAUACAACUUGAAUGCUCUUUCUCACGAUGCGGCCAUUGGUCUCGUCCAGUUUGCCCUGGACAACGGAGUGCAGCUCAAAGAGGUGUUUGUGGACACGGUGGGCCCCGCGGAGAAGUACCAGGACAAGCUGUCCCAGCGCUUCCCCGGGGUGGAGGUGACCGUGCGCCCCAAGGCUGACUCUCUCUUCCCCAUCGUCAGCGCAGCCAGCAUCUGCGCCAAGGUGGCCAGGGACCAUGCUGUGAAGGACUGGGUCUUCUCCGAAGACCUGGGGGAUGUAGACACCGACUACGGCUCUGGCUACCCCAGUGACCCUAAGACCAAGGCGUGGAUGUUGAAGUACCUGGACCCCGUGUUUGGCUACCCCCAGUUUGUCAGGUUCAGCUGGAGCACCGCCCAGACCCUGCUGGACAGCAAGGCCGUCCCUGUCCACUGGGACGAUGACGAGGAGGACGGGGAGAAGGCGGCGGCCCGUAAGAACAACACCUCCGUGCUUUCGUACUUCAGCAACGCCAAGACGGACGAGUCGGCCCGCCAGGCCCACCGCUUCUUCACCGAGAGGAGGUUACACAGCCUGGACACACUCUGAGACACACGGAGACUCACACACACACACACCACACACACAUAUAUACACACACCACACCGCUUCUUCACCGAGAGGAGGUUACACAGCCUGGACACACUCUGAGACACACGGAGACUCACACACACACACACCACACACACAUAUAUACACACACCACACCGCUUCUUCACCGAGAGGAGGUUACACAGCCUGGACACACUCUGAGACACACGGAGACUCACACACACACACCACACACACAUAUAUACACACACCACACCGCUUCUUCACCGAGAGGAGGUUACACAGCCUGGACACACUCUGAGACACACGGAGACUCACACACACACACACACACAAAAGAUGGACUUGUUGUUGUGCCGUAGGCAACAUAUACUUAGACGAGAAUGGAGUAAGGACUUGUAUUACUUUGUUAUUGUCUUUUUUUUUAUGCAAGAGAAACAUUAAAAUGUUUGUAUUUCUUAUGA
Molecule: messenger RNA, 2672 nt
Organism: Hypomesus transpacificus
Lineage: Eukaryota; Metazoa; Chordata; Actinopteri; Osmeriformes; Osmeridae
Gene: rnaseh2a
Product: ribonuclease H2, subunit A
Exons: 10
Coding region: 1288-2205 (305 amino acids)
Biological process (GO): mismatch repair; DNA replication, removal of RNA primer
Cellular component (GO): ribonuclease H2 complex
Molecular function (GO): RNA-DNA hybrid ribonuclease activity; RNA binding
Source: RefSeq, a predicted model, not a curated record